Molecule: messenger RNA, 1155 nt
Organism: Cladophialophora bantiana CBS 173.52
Lineage: Eukaryota; Fungi; Ascomycota; Eurotiomycetes; Chaetothyriales; Herpotrichiellaceae
Exons: 2
Coding region: 1-1155 (384 amino acids)
Source: RefSeq, a predicted model, not a curated record
AUGUUUUCGCAGCUCAUGAGGAACAAACACAAGCAGCACUGUUUAUGCCCCAAGGCCCAGCGCCAACUUCUUCACGCCUACUCCGAAACUAUAUCCUAUGUCAAUAUAGCCCUGUCCAACCACUCAACGGCUUGCAGUGACGGCACGAUCCUUGCUGUUUUCACGCUUGCCUAUCAUUCUAUGACAUUCGACUCUCAACCCCGGCCGGACCGGGGCCGGCGUCCGGCUCAGGGACCCCUGAACGCUGUGCGCCUGCUCAAUCUGUACGGUGGCCCGAUCGAGGUUGCCUCGACCCAUCGGGAAGCGCUGUUGAAGAUGAUUGAACUUCGUGGCGGGAUUAACAAUUUCGCAUUGCCUGGACUGGGCGGACUUCUUUGCUAUGCGGACCUCAUCUUCGCCAGCCGCAUGGUCCAGAGGCCCCGACUUCCUUUCACUCCCUGCUUGAAUAUGGACUUCGAGAGCCUUCUGUCGCGCGUCUGGAAAGCGAAUCAUCCCCUCCACAGACUUGGUCAAGGAUUUUCCAUCCUGGACAUUUUCGACUCGUCACCAAAGUCGUCUGAUCUCCAACUGGCUUUGCGCGGACUAAGUUUAUAUACUCUCGCCGUGGACGACUAUCUUGCUGCACGAUCCGUGGCACCGAGUCUCGCGGUGCUGGAAGAGCUGAGAUGUUUCGUGAUGCACGGGAUCCUAGCUCUGGCCCCAAUAGACCUACUGAACGACUCUUGCCACCAACCCGGGGCGGAUGAGGUUCUGUACAUCUGCCAGCUCGCCGCUCUCACAUACGGCUUGCUCUGCAUCUUCCCUCUCCCCGCAGCUCCCUUCGAGCUUCUGGCCAACCGCAUCAAGCAGUCCCUGUCGCGACACGACUUCACCAGAGCAUGGGCCGAAGCGCCGCGUCUCAUGUUGUGGAUCGCCUUUGUCGCCGCCAUUGCUUCGUCGAGCCUGACCAACAACGACACCAGGUCCUGGUUCGUGUGCACGAUCGAUCGCUGCCUCCGGAAGUUGCGGAUCGAGUCCUGGACCGCGCUCAAGGAAGACGUCCUGCUUGAGUUCUUGUGGCUGCCUGCCACGAACGACGCCGACGGGAUCGACCUGUGGGCCGAGAUCGUCGAGGCAUCCAGUCCCUUUGUCGCAGGUGGGGGCUGUGCGAGCUGA